AUGCAAUGGACAGAGUCCGAUGCCUUACUGGAGCUGGAGAUGCUGCUUCCGCAGUCCCUGCGGAGCAGCAUGCUUCCUUUGGAAUUGGAGAACGCGCAUCUGCUUGUUGGUCUUUUGCAGAGCCGCCUGUCCGCGCGACUUCUGCAAGCAAAUUGCCAGCUUUUGCAGCCGGGGAAUGUGGCCAAUGGACACACGGAGGUCGCUGACGAAACUGAUGCCCACAUUUCUAGUGAUGCUCUUGCCUUGACGGCAGCAGAGGUGGUUGCCCUCCUGGUGUCGCUGCGCGUCCGUAGAGGAUUUGAAGCAGAGGCUCACGCAGGCUUCUGUAAUGAGCUUGCAACAGCUGAGGAGCAGCUCUGUCAGCUGUGGGAGGAACACAUGGAGCAGGAUGUCAGAGGCAAGCAAGGGUAUUUGUUUGGCAUAUCUUCCAAGGCGCAGGCAGAUCAACUUCAAGUGAAAUCGCUGGAGAAGCGUUGCUGGCAGCAGGUCUUGAAUCACUACCACCAUUCGUUGCAAGAGCGAGAGCUUGAGCUGGCCGAAUGCUGCGCGGAGCUCUCGGCAGAAGAGCAUGCACUGGACCAGCUGCGCGGCAGCGGCGCGGGCCACACGGCCGGCAUCGAUGCGGAGCUGCGGUCCGUUCGUCAGUUGGAGACCUUGGCGCGUCGUUUGGAGAGAGGCGAGGCGGAGAUGGAGGCGGAGUGCAGCCGUCGAAGCCGGCGGAGCCUGACGCAGGCAGCAUGGCGUUUGUCGCACGAGCUGGAGGAGGAGACGCUGCGUGCGGACGCCCACCUCCUGCAGCUUGAGACGAGAGAAAAGGCAGAGGGAGAGGAGGGAGAGGAGAGAGAACGAGAGAUCGAUGUGAGAUGGCAACGUGCGCGGGAGGAGCUGGCUGAACAGGCGCCGAGGCAAGGGGAAGUGGCAGAGGUGCUGAGUGAGGCGCUGCAGCUGCGGAAGGAGUUGGGAGCUGCGGGCAGUAAGCGUGCUGCUGAGCAGAGGGCUGAGUCUGAAGCGCUUCGUCAGCUCCGCCUAAGCAGCAAGCGCAACGCGAGUGUUAGGGAAUCGCUAAAGCACGAAGUCAACAGCUUGGCUGAUUUGAAAGAGAAACAGAGGGAGCUUGAGGCGAGAGAACGAGCGCUGCUCGUCGCGCAAAGGCAAGCCUGGCAGGCGGAGCAGGUGCAGGCAGAGGAAGAUAGCCAGAACGGGAUCCAAGCCCUUGGAGAUGCGUUGCGUGCAGAGACUUUCGCUGCGAAGCAGGAAGCCGAGGUUGCCCGCAGUCUUCGAGUUGAGUUGCGCAGCAUGCGAGCCAAGCAGCAGCACUGCCUCAGACAGUCGCGCCACAUCGAGCCGGACACAGAGAGAGGUGGCUUGCACAACUUCGAGUUGGAUGUGCAGAAGCGAAUGAAGAGGCGUGAGCAGCAACUGCAACAGCUGCGCAGCUCCCUGGCACUGGAGGAUUCGAGAUCGUAUCCCAGAAACUCUCAGAGCAGUGAGUCCAGCUAUCUCGAGAGGACAUCUCAGAGCAUGAAAAGAGCUGCGGCACCACUGCUCGCGGUCUUGGCCUGA
This is a messenger RNA of Effrenium voratum, 1563 nucleotides long. Lineage: Eukaryota; Dinophyceae; Suessiales; Symbiodiniaceae. The record is from the annotation of a GenBank genome assembly.